CAGAAAGAGAUAAACAGGGGAAGUGAGAGAAAACAAAAACAGAGUAGGAGAGAGAAAAAAAACAGGGGAAGGUGUUUGUUUGUUUGUUCCACAAGCAACAAACAAAGAUAGCAUUUUUCCUGUAAAUUUGAAAUGCCCUUGUUAUUAAUUUGAUAUAAUUAUCUUGUUCUGUGAAAAUUACUUUGUUUUGAGUUCACCAACCGCAUUGGAGGGUGUUAUUGUAGGGGAAAAUCUCCCCUACAAUCACCACAAUCUAUUUUUCUUAAAUGGGUUGUAUUAGCUCCAAACAUGCGGUUGCCGGAGAUUCUUCUCCGUCACCGAUCGUCCGAGACAUUGGUGAGGUUGUUCCUUCUUCAAAGGGUCAUUCUGGUUUGUUGGUUUUGGAUUCUAAAUCAUCAUUAGAUGAAAAUAAUAAUAAUAAAAAUAGUAAAUUUACUAAAAAUAAUUCCAAAAAAAGUAGUGGCUCUUUUAGCUUCAGAAUUGGAUUUACACAAAGGCAUGUUGAAGCUGAACAAAUUGCUGCUGGUUGGCCUCCGUGGCUUACAGCUUCUGCAGCUGAAGCUGUUCAAGGUUGGAUUCCUCUCAAAGCUGAUGCUUUUCAAAAGUUAGAGAAGAUUGGACAAGGAACAUAUAGCAGUGUGUUCCGAGCCCGUGAAGUCGAAACUGGGAGGAUGUUUGCUUUGAAAAAGGUGCGCUUUGACAAUUUCCAAGCUGAGAGCAUUAGAUUCAUGGCAAGAGAAAUAACAAUUCUCAGAAGGCUUGACCACCCAAACAUCAUGAAAUUGGAAGGAAUAAUCACUUCUCGACUAUCUAGUAGCAUAUACCUUGUGUUUGAAUACAUGGAGCAUGAUCUUGCUGGCCUAGUAUCUCGUCCCGAUAUCGUGUUCACCGAUGCACAGAUAAAAUGCUACAUGAGGCAACUAUUAAGUGGACUUGAGCAUUGUCAUGUUCGCGGUAUCAUGCAUCGAGAUAUCAAAGUAUCGAAUAUCUUGUUGAACAAUGAAGGUGUUCUCAAGAUUGGAGAUUUUGGAUUGGCAAACACAAUUAGUACUAACAAUAAACAUCAUUUAACAAGUCGUGUAGUGACUCUAUGGUAUCGUCCGCCUGAGCUCUUGAUGGGAGCAACCAAUUAUGGAGUAUCGGUCGAUUUGUGGAGUGUUGGAUGUGUAUUUGCAGAACUUUUUCUUGGGAAGCCUGUUCUUAAGGGGAGAACUGAGGUUGAACAAUUACACAAAAUUUUUAAACUGUGUGGUUCUCCACCUGAUGAGUUUUGGAAAAAGAACAAGCUUCCUCAUGCAACAAUGUUUAAACCUCAAACUAAUUACGAAAGCUCUCUUAGAGAAAGGUGUGUAGAUUUUCCUGAAUCAGCUGUAAAUCUACUCGAGACUUUACUGUCUAUUGAUCCAACCAAGCGUGGCACUGCCUCUUCUGCUCUAUUAUCUGAGUAUUUCACUACCAAGCCAUAUGCUUGUAAUCCAUCAAGCCUGCCAAAGUAUACACCUAGCAAAGAAAUGGAUGCUAAAGGUCAUGAAGAUACAUCCAGUAAAAAGACCGGAGAUAAAACGCGAGAUGCUGCAACAUCAAGAAGACAACAAAGACGAGUCUAUAAAGGUUUCGAACAGAACAAUCUCGGUAAAACAACUGCAAAAGAGAAUACUAGAAAAGAUGAUGGUAAAACACAUGUUACAAAGGGAAAAGGAGGAGGAGCUAUGCACAAAGAUCAUACAAAGCCUUCAAUGGAUACAAUGUCAGAGACUUCUCAAAUGGUGAAUGUUGCUGAUAGUAAUGGAUACAGUGUACCGGUACAAGUUCAAGGAUCUAAUGAUUAUUCAUGGACAAAAAGAAGAAAACAAGAUGCAUCAUCCACACUAUCAGAUGGAUCAAGAAGUAAAAUUAGUGCAUUGGAUCCUCACUUUGCAAAAGGCACAUAUGAUUUAACCAAACAAAGGAUUUCCAUGGAUUUUGAUCCCAAGGAACUGAUGAAUCAGGGUCAAAAAGAAGAACAGGGUGCAUAUUGGAAUGAUAGUGUGCGGCGCGCAGCUCGUAAAUCAAGAUUUGGAAGAGAUAAAUGAUUCAAGGAUCACAAGAGUGGAGUAAUCUUCUCCUCAAGAAGGGUGCUUGAAAGAACAUUAUGGCCAAUGGUGGAAUCUAUUAGCAACAUAUGAACUAUUUAAGCUUAUGAAUUGGCCUCUCUUGACAUUCAAAUGGCACACUAUUCUCCUUUUGAUCACAAGGGUUAACUGUUCCUACUCUUCAUUUAUAAGCAAGACUAACACUGAUGUAUAGGAUUAUACAUGUAUCAUCCCAAAGAUGUAAAAUGAUAUGAUUAAAGAAUGAAUUCAAUUUUUCAAAUUCUUUAUUA
Cicer arietinum (chickpea) is the source of this 2362-nucleotide messenger RNA. RefSeq names its product cyclin-dependent kinase C-2 C. Gene Ontology annotation, cellular component: nucleus; cyclin-dependent protein kinase holoenzyme complex. The record is from RefSeq and is a predicted model, not a curated record. Lineage: Eukaryota; Viridiplantae; Streptophyta; Magnoliopsida; Fabales; Fabaceae. Gene Ontology annotation, biological process: positive regulation of transcription elongation by RNA polymerase II; protein phosphorylation. Gene Ontology annotation, molecular function: RNA polymerase II CTD heptapeptide repeat kinase activity; ATP binding.